GCCCAGGCCGCCGCGACCUCGAGCGCAGCCCUGGCGACGCAGCUGGCCCAGUCGCUGCGUGGUGCAUCGCUCGUCUCGGGGCCGGCAGCCGUAGUGCGCUCGCUGUGCCGCGUGCUGGCGUCGAGCGUCGCGCACUACGUCGCGCUGUCUACGGGCGGCGACUGCAAGGGCGUCGUCGUGUCUGCGACCUGGCUCGCGCCCUUCUCUGUCCUACCGCGCCGGUGGGACGCCAGCGAGGCCAGCCUGCCUGCCGCUGCGAUGGCCUUCCCCGCUGCCGCCCAGAGCGAGCCAGAGGUCAUCUCCAACAGUGCGCCAACAAGGAGCGAAAGGGCCACCCCGGAGAGGCGCGAGGUGAAGCAGGACGCUGGCGCGGUGCAGCCGAAGAGAGUGCGCAAGACGAGCCUGCUGUCGCGCGUCCGCUCGCUCAGCAAGCCCAGCGCGGGCACCAACACCACCACAAACACAAACCGCGACGAGAACGAGGACGAGAACGAAGACAGGAACACGGACAGCAACGUGGACGUGAAUGUCGAUGCCAACGGCGCGUCGAGUGGAGACACUACGGGCACGGGCACGGGCAGCUCGGACUCGUCGACGCAGGUCACGAGCACGUCGACGAGCAACGCAGGCACAGGCACCGCCGUCGCCAUUGGACCGAGGUCGGCAGCGGCCGCGACAGCCUCGCACGGCCCCACCUUUUCCUUCAUCGAGCCCACGGCGCCGUCGUGCAGCAGCAGCAGCAGCAGCGGCACGGCAGGCACGGCAGGCACAGCAGCCACGGCAGGCACGUCGUCCAAGGCAGCAAGCACGCCGAGCACGGGUGCAAGCACCGGCUCCGGCAACGGCGUCAACAUCAAGGCCUGCCUCUCGCUCUUCAAAGUCAGCCUCACCGGCCGGCCGAACAACAGCAGCUGUGGAUCGGCGGCGAUGGACGCGUACGAGCGCGAAAAGGUGGCGCAGCGCGAGGAGCGCCUCGCACUCAUGGUUGCCCAGAGCCGCGGGCAGAAUGCCGUCUCGACGACGGGCGUCGCGGUGGCGGUGCCCGGUGCGGCGGCCAGUGCGAGCACGAGCGCGGCGAGCGGGCGCAACGCGACGGUGGGCAACGAUGCGCACGCCAAGGUGGUGGCCGACGCCGAGUCCCGUGGCCAGCCCGUCACAUCCAGCACUGCUGGACAGGGGGCGCAGACGGCGCUGCAGACGCGCCAAGCAAAUUCGGACCGCGGGGCGGUGCCGCUGCACACGGGCAAGGGCCAGACCCAGCACAUGUUUACGCACCACGAGGAAGAGGCGGCGGCGGACGACAAGGAAGAAGAGGCCGACAAGGAGAACGCGGGCACCACGACGCGCACCACGGUCACCACGGUCACCACGACGGACGUCGAGCGCUUUCCCCGGGCCAAGACGCCGGCCGUCGUCGCGCAAGCCUAG
This is a messenger RNA of Acaromyces ingoldii, 1428 nucleotides long. RefSeq lists its product as hypothetical. The annotation marks the transcript as partial. The record is from RefSeq and is a predicted model, not a curated record. The transcript has 2 exons. NCBI's taxonomy places the organism in Eukaryota, Fungi, Basidiomycota, Exobasidiomycetes, Exobasidiales, Cryptobasidiaceae.